Emys orbicularis (European pond turtle) is the source of this 7146-nucleotide messenger RNA. It is a transcript of the gene SPTBN2, whose product is annotated as spectrin beta, non-erythrocytic 2. Lineage: Eukaryota; Metazoa; Chordata; Testudines; Emydidae. Gene Ontology annotation, molecular function: structural constituent of cytoskeleton; phospholipid binding; actin filament binding. Gene Ontology annotation, biological process: actin cytoskeleton organization. The transcript has 35 exons. The coding region runs from base 1 to 7146 and encodes 2381 amino acids. The record is from RefSeq and is a predicted model, not a curated record. Gene Ontology annotation, cellular component: cell junction; cell projection; cortical actin cytoskeleton.
AUGAGCAGCACCCUAUCCCCCACGGACUACGACAGCUUGGAGAUCCAGCAGCAGUACAACGACAUCAACAACCGGUGGGAGCUGGCCGACGAGGACUGGGACAAUGAGAACAGCUCAGCCCGCCUCUUCGAGCGCUCCCGCAUCAAGGCGCUGGCGGAUGAGCGCGAGGCCGUGCAGAAGAAAACCUUCACCAAAUGGGUGAACUCUCACCUGGCACGUGUGACCUGCCGCAUCGCAGACCUGUACAAUGACCUGCGCGAUGGGCGCAUGCUUAUCCGCCUACUGGAGGUGCUGUCGGGUGAGCAGCUGCCCAAGCCCACCAAAGGGCGAAUGCGGAUCCACUGCCUGGAGAACGUAGACAAGGCCCUGCAGUUCCUCAAGGAGCAGAAGGUGCAUCUGGAGAACAUGGGCUCCCAUGACAUCGUCGAUGGCAACCACCGCCUCACACUGGGCCUUAUCUGGACCAUCAUCCUCCGCUUCCAGAUCCAGGAUAUCAGUGUAGAGACUGAGGAUAACAAGGAGAAGAAAUCGGCCAAGGAUGCCUUGCUGCUCUGGUGCCAGAUGAAGACGGCAGGGUACCAGAACGUCAAUGUUCACAAUUUCACCACCAGCUGGAGGGAUGGCCUGGCCUUCAAUGCGAUCGUCCACAAGCACAGGCCGGACCUUAUAGAUAUUGACACGCUGAAGAAAUGCAAUGCCCACUACAACCUGCAGAAUGCGUUCAACGUAGCAGAGAAGGAACUGGGGCUGACCAAGCUUUUGGAUCCUGAAGAUGUCAACGUGGACCAGCCGGAUGAGAAGUCUAUCAUCACAUACGUGGCCACCUACUACCACUACUUCUCCAAAAUGAAAGCAUUGGCUGUGGAGGGAAAGCGCAUUGGAAAGGUGCUGGACUACGCCAUUGAGGCUGACAAGCUGAUCGAGAAGUACGAGACACUGGCUUCUGACCUGCUGCAGUGGAUCGAGCAGACCAUCCUGACACUGAAUGACCGCAAGCUGGCCAACUCCCUGAGCGGGGUGCAGAACCAGCUGCAGGCUUUCAACACCUACCGCACUGUUGAGAAGCCCCCCAAGUUCACAGAGAAAGGGAACCUGGAGGUGCUGCUCUUCACCAUCCAGAGCAAGAUGCGCGCCAACAACCAGAAGGUGUAUAUACCGCGCGAGGGCAAGCUGAUCUCCGACAUCAACAAGGCCUGGGAGCGGCUGGAGAAGGCGGAGCAUGAGCGGGAGCUGGCACUGCGCAACGAGCUGAUCCGCCAGGAAAAGCUGGAGCAGCUGGCAGCUCGAUUUGACCGCAAGGCAGCCAUGCGGGAGACGUGGCUGAGCGAGAACCAGCGCCUGGUGUCCCAGGAUAACUUCGGCGUGGACAUUUCGGCGGUGGAGGCAGCGGUGCGGAAGCAUGAGGCCAUUGAGACAGACAUCGUGGCCUACAGUGAGCGUGUGCAGGCCGUGAAUGCUGUGGCCACCGAGCUCGAGGCGGAGCGCUACCACGACAUCAAGCGCGUGCUGGCCCGCAAGAACAAUGUGGUGCGGCUGUGGGACUACCUGCGGGAGCUGGUGGCCUCACGCCGUGAGCGCCUGCUCCUCAACCUGGACCUGCAGAAGAUGUUCCAGGACCUGGCUUACCUCAUGGACUGGAUGGAGGAGAUGAAGGGCCGCCUGCAGUCCCAGGACUUUGGGAAGCACCUGCACGGCGUGGAAGACCUGCUGCAGAUCCAUGCGCUGGUGGAGGCCGACAUUGCCGUGCAGGCCGAGCGCAUCAAGGCUGUUGGCACUGCUGCACAGAGGUUUGCCACCCCUGGAGAAGGAUACAAGCCCUGUGACCCCCAGCUGGUGCAGGAGAGGGUGGACAUGCUAGAGCUGUGCUACCAGGAGCUGGUUGAGCUGGCAGGCAAGCGCCGGGCCAAGCUGGAGGAGUCACGGCGCCUGUGGAAGUUCUUCUGGGACAUGGGUGAGGAGGAGGCCUGGAUCCGGGAGCAAGAGCAGAUCCUGUCGUCGGAUGAUUUCGGCAAGGACCUGACCAGUGUGCUGCGCCUCAUCAGCAAGCACAAUGCCUUCCGUGAUGAGAUGAGCGGCCGCUAUGGACCCCUGCAGCACACCACGGCCCAGGGCCACAGCCUGGUGCAUGAGGGGCACUUUGGGGCACGAGAGGUGGCUGAGCGCAUCCGGGAGAUCGAGGAGCAGUGGCAACACCUGGAGGCGCUGGCAGGCGAGCGGGAGCGGCGCCUGCAUGAGGCCUCCAGCCUCUACCAGUUCCAGGCCGAUGCUGAUGACAUGGAGGCCUGGCUCAUGGAUGCCCUGCGGCUGGUGUCCAGCCCGGAGGUGGGCCAUGACGAGUACUCUACCCAGAGCCUGGUCAAGAAGCACAAGGAUGUGGAAGAGGAGAUCCAGAACCACCGGCCCGCCAUCGCUGCGCUACAUGAGCAGGCCCAGAGCCUGCCGCCUGCCUUUGCCCAUGCACCCGAGGUGGCCGGGCGCCUGCCCGCUGUGGAGCAGCGCUACCAGGAGCUGGCCGCCCUGGCUGAGCGCCGCAAGCAGGAUCUGCAGGACGCCCUCAACCUCUACAAGAUGUUCAGCGAGGCUGAUGCCUGUGGGCUGUGGAUUGGUGAGAAGGAGCAGUGGCUGCAUGCCAUGGAGAUCCCUGAGAAGCUGGAGGACCUGGAGGUGGUGCAGCAGAGGUUUGAGACACUGGAGCCCGAGAUGAAUAACCUGGCUUUGCGCAUCGCGGCCAUCAACCAGAUCGCUGGGCAGCUGCUGAGCACUGACCACCGCAACAAGGAGAGCAUCCAGGCCACGCAGGAGCAGCUCAACACCAGGUGGGAGCGGUUCCGCACUCUGGCCGACCAGAAGAAGGCUGCGCUGACCUCAGCCCUGAACAUCCAGAACUACUACCUGGAGUGCAAUGAGACCAAGUCUUGGAUGAGGGAGAAGACCAAGGUGAUCGAGUCGACGCAGGAGCUGGGCAAUGACCUGGCGGGUGUCAUGGCACUGCAGAGGAAGCUGGCGGGCAUGGAGCGGGACCUGGAGGCCAUCCAGGGCAAGGUGUUGGACCUGCAGGGGGAGGCGGCCGCGCUGGCAGCCGAGCACCCAGGCCAGGCGACGCCCAUCCUAGACCAGCUUGCGGACAUCAAGGCCGUGUGGGCCGAGCUGCGUGAGACCAUGCGGCGGCGCGAGGAGUCACUGGGGGAGGCCAGCAAGCUGCAGGGCUUCCUGCGCGACCUGGAUGACUUCCAGGCUUGGCUGUCACGGACACAGACGGCUGUGGCCUCUGAGGAUGUGCCGGCCACCCUGGCUGAGGCCGAGCAGCUGCUGAGCCAGCAUGAGAGCAUCCGUAACGAGAUUGAGCACUACAAGGACGACUACCAGAGCAUGCGGGCCAUGGGUCAGGAGGUGACCCAGGGCCAGACCGAUGCCCAGUACAUGUUCCUGCAGCAACGCCUACAGGCCCUGGACACUGGCUGGAAGGAGCUGGGCCAGAUGUGGGAGAACAGGCACCACCUGCUGUCCCAGGCCUAUAGCUUCCAGCUCUUCCUGCGGGACACCAAGCAGGUGGAGGGUGUGCUCAGCAACCAGGAGUACGUGCUGUCCCACACUGAGAUGCCCAGCACCCUGCAAGGGGCAGAGGCUUCCAUUAAGAAGCAUGAAGAUUUCAUGACCACCAUGGAGGCCAACGGGGAGAAGAUCAAGGGGCUGGUGGACGCCGGGCGGAAGCUGAUUGUGGGGGACAGCGUCCAUGCAGACAAAGUCCAGGAGAAGGUUGACUCCAUCGAUGGCAGGCACAAGCGGAAUCGGGAUGCCGCCAAUGAGCUGCUGCGGCGGCUGCGGGAUAACCGGGAGUUGCAGCACUUCCUGCAGGACUGCCAAGAGCUCACCCUAUGGAUCAAUGAGAAGAUGCUGACAGCCCAGGACAUGUCGUAUGACGAGGCCCGCAACCUGCACACCAAGUGGCAGAAGCACCAGGCCUUCACGGCCGAGCUGGCUUCCAACAAGGACUGGCUGGACAAGAUCGAGAAGGAGGGGCAGCAGCUAAUGGCGGAGAAGCCGGAGCUGGAGCCCGUGGUGAAGGAGAAGCUGGGCAGCCUCCACCGUCUAUGGGAUGAGCUGGAGUCCACCACCAAGACCAAGGCCCAGUGCCUCUUUGACGCCAACCGGGCCGAGCUCUUCACCCAGAGCUGCUCCGCCCUGGAGGCCUGGCUGGCCGGGCUGCAGGCCCAGCUCCAGUCUGAUGACUACGGCAAGGACCUGACCAGCGUCAACAUCCUGCUGAAGAAGCAACAGAUGCUGGAGAACCAAAUGGACGUGCGGGAGAAGGAGGUGGAGGCCAUCCAGUCGCAGGCGCUCGCCCUGAGCCAGGAGGACGCCAAUACGGCCGAGGUGGAAGGCAAGUUCCGGGCAGUGGAGGAGAAGUUCCUGGACCUACGGGGCCCGCUGGAGGAGCGCUGCCACAAGCUGCUGGCCUCCAAGGAGGAGCACCAGUUCAACCGUGACCUGGAGGACGAGAUCCUGUGGGUGAGGGAACGGAUGCCCAUGGCCAUCUCCACCGACCAUGGCAAGGACCUGCCCACCGUCCAGCUGCUGAUAAAGAAGAACCAGACCCUGCAGAAGGAGAUCCAGGGCCAUGAGCCGCGCGUGGAGGAGCUGCUGGGGCGGCGGGCAGGGCUGGCACGCUGCGGGCCCGUGGAGCGGGUGGAAGAGCUGCGGGAGGCCUGGCGGGAGCUGAGGCACCAGGCGGAGCUGCGGCACCAGCGCCUGGAGCGGGCACACGCUGCCCAGCAGUUCUACUUCGAUGUAGCUGAAGCCGAGGCCUGGAUGGGGGAGCAGGAGCUGCACAUGAUGUCCCAGGAGAAGGCCAAGGAUGAGCUGAUUGCCCAGGCCAUGGUGAAGAAGCACCUGGUGAUGGAGCAGGCGCUGGAUGACUACGCCCAGACCAUCCACCAACUCUCCAACCAGAGCCGCGACAUGGUGGCCAGUGAGCACCCAGAGAGUGAGCGGCUCACCCUGCGCCAGGGCCAGGUGGACAAGCUGUACGCCAGCCUGAAGGACCUGGCAGAGGAGCGGCGGGGGAAGCUGCAGGAGCACCAGCGCCUCUGCCAGCUCAAGCGUGACGUGGAUGACCUGGAGCAGUGGAUCUCGGAGCGCGAGGUGGUGGCUGCCUCCCACGAGCUGGGGCAGGACUACGAGCAUGUGACUAUGCUGCGGGACAAGUUCCGGGAGUUCUCCCGGGACACCAGUAACAUCGGGCAGGAGCGCGUGGACGCCGUGAACCUGCUGGCGGAUGAGCUGAUCUCAUCAGGGCACUCGGAGAACGCCACCAUUGCCGAGUGGAAGGACGGGCUCAACGAUGCCUGGGCCGACCUGCUGGAGCUCAUCGACACCCGCAGCCAGAUGCUGGCAGCUUCCUAUGAGCUGCACCGCUUCUACCACGACGCUCGCCAGACGCUGGCGCAGGUGCAACACAAGCAGAAGCAGCUGCCCGACGAGGUGGGGCGCGACCUGAACACGGCCGAGGCCAUGCAGCGCAUGCACUCAGCCUACGAGCAUGACAUCCAGGCGCUCAGCGCACAGGUGAAACAGGUGCAAGAGGACGCGAUGCGGCUGCAGAAGGCCUACGCGGGUGAGAAGGCCGAUGACAUCCGGCGGCAUGAGCAGGCUGUGAGCGAGGCCUGGGCCGAGCUGCUGAGCAGCAGCCAAGGCCGCCGGCAGCUGCUGCUCGACACCGUGGACAAGUUCCGCUUCUUCAAGAUGGUGCGAGACCUGAUGCUGUGGAUGGACGGGGUGCACCUGCAGAUCGACGCCCAGGAGAAGCCCAGGGACGUGUCCUCGGCUGACCUGGUCAUCAAGAACCACCAAGGGAUCAAGGCUGAGGUGGAGGCCCGGACGGACAGCUUCAAUGCCUGCAUAGCCAUGGGCACCGCCCUGCUGGACAAGGGCCACUAUGCUUCUGACAAGAUUUCAGAGAAGCUGGCCCAGCUGCAGGAGCAGCGCAAGGAGAUCGGAGACCGGUGGCAGGAGAAGAUGGACUGGCUGCAGAUUGUUAUGGAGGUGCUGAUGUUCGGGCGCGAUGCCAGCAUGGCUGAGGCCUGGCUGUCCAGCCAGGAGCCCAUCGUGCGCUCAGCUGAGCUGGGCAGGAACGUGGACGAGGUGGAGAAUCUCAUCAAGAGGCACGAGGGCUUCCAGAAGUUGGCCGCUGCCUGGGAGGAGCGCUUCCUGGCACUGGAAAAGCUCACCACGCUGGAGGAGAAGGAGCGGCUGCGGCAGGAGGAGGAGGAGAGGAGGAAGAGGCGGCCUCCAACACCACCUGAGCCAGAGCCCGAGGUCACGGUGCAGCCACUGCUGCUCCCUGACAGCCAGCAGGGGCCAGGACUGAGCAAUGCUGACGGGACUUCCACUCUGCAGACCCGUCUCCCAGAGCUGCCUGCUGUGAAUGGGAUCUACCCUGACUCCGAGUCCCCGCAGAUGCCCGAGAUGGAGGAGGUGACAAGCGGAGCCCGGCUGGAUACAUUGGCCGAGGAGAAGGAGCACAGCCCUGCCCCCUCGCCCAAGGCCCGCACCAAGCUGCCGGCACUCACCCCUGAGCCUGCCCAUUCGGCCACGCUGCCGCUCCGAUCACCAGACCCCACUGCCCAGGAGCACCUGGAGGGGGCACUGUGCCGCAAGCAGGAGAUGGAAGCCCAGGGCAAGAAGGCAGCCAACAGGUCCUGGCAGAACGUAUACUGUGUCCUGCACAAAGGCAGCCUAGGCUUCUACAAAGACGCCAAGAACGCCAGCCAUGGCGUCCCCUACCAUGGCGAGGUGCCCAUCAGCCUGCAGGGGGCGCAGUGCAACGUGGCACUGGACUACAAGAAACGCAAGCAUGUCUUCAAGCUGGGGUUGAGUGACGGCAAAGAGUAUUUAUUCCAGGCCAAGGACGAGGCUGAAAUGAGCACCUGGAUGCGGGUGAUCAAUGCCUCGGUGGCCUGCACCCCGACACCCCAGCAGGACACGGAGGACCCGCCCUCACUCACUGGCAAGGGCAUGACGCGGGCCAUGAGCAUGCCACCCGUGUCCCCCAACAGCGCUGCUGAGGUCUCUGUGGCCCUGCGCAGCAAGGACGGCAAGGAGAAGGACCGAGAAAAGAGAUUCAGCUUCUUCAAGAAGAAGCAAUAG